Suillus paluster is the source of this 1278-nucleotide messenger RNA. RefSeq lists its product as uncharacterized. The coding region runs from base 1 to 1278 and encodes 425 amino acids. The record is from RefSeq and is a predicted model, not a curated record. Lineage: Eukaryota; Fungi; Basidiomycota; Agaricomycetes; Boletales; Suillaceae. The transcript is spliced from 5 exons.
AUGGACCUGCAGCUCCAUAAGCAAGGCAACAACUCGACUUGGGCUGCGCGCAACCCCGGUCGUCCAGUUAUCCCUACCCGUCUCAAGGGUGCACCUUUGACACAGGCAGAAAAAGCCUCUCGUGCCCUCAAGGCAGCCCAACGGAAAAAAAGUGAGAAGGCACUUGAUGACACCAUCAGCAGUUUCCUUGACGACCAGGACAAAAAAAUGAAGGAUAUUGGCGCAUUGCACAGCGUUACUGAAGCCCACGUCAAGAAACUGAUCACCUACCACACACACUACAAGAACUCCCGCGGACCUCAACUCUUCAAUGCACUGGUUCAUGCUAAGAACCAGGAGGUCAAUGGAGGUUUGUUUUGCGUAAGCAAGUUGAAGAUACAGGAGAUUCGCCAGAUGGUGACAUCCGAUCCAUCCAUGCAGAAGGAGAAUUUGACCGAUGGAGAGAUCAAAGAAUAUAUAGCUCAGCUCCAGGAGCAUCAGUCGCUCAAAACUGGUGGUUUGCGCAGCAAUAACAUAGCUGCAGCACAAGAUGUUAACGCUACUACUGACAGAAUUCGACGAGAGCUUGAUGGGUUACGCAAGCAAUGUGGCACCUACGCCACAUUCUUUAUUGCAGGAGGGCACGUAAACGAUCAGACACCAGCAACAUGGUAUGCGACAGAUGAUGCCGCAGACUUUUGGGAAGAUGUCUUGGACCUCAUGUUGAAUGAUGUUGCGCGCAAGUUUGACCAAUUGGUGUGUAGCCAGGGCAAAAGUACCCUCGAAAACAUGCAGAAGCAAGUUGGACGACUCAUCCUCAGCGGUCUACGCCAAAUGACGGGCAAGGACAACAUCGGCAUGAAUUACCCAAACUACAUCAAAUCAAUUGUCCUAUCCUACAGUAUAGUCCUUGAUGGCUGGCCUGCAACUAUUCCUUUCACGUCGCCCUGGAAUAUCCAUACUGUCUGUGAAAUACAGGAGUUGCGUGAUGCUCUUAAGGCCGGGACUUGCGCUUGGAAGAGAUUGACAAAGACCGAGCUCGAAAAGUAUAAGGAGGAUCUUGAGCGACGUCGGGCAGCAGGAGAAACGGUUGGCAAACCUCGCAAGAAGCGCUCCAACUCGGGGACGUCUCGCAAAUGCAAGAACAUGCAGCGAGAGGACACUGAAGGUGAGUGUUCUGCAAAGAAGUCGAGGAGGUCCAACAAGACAGGAAAAGUGUCACGUCUGGAACCAAAGAGUCGCGAGAUUAUCGAGAGCAGCGACAAAGAGGCUUCCAUCAAUGGAGAAGACCUGGAUUAG